Lactuca sativa (garden lettuce) is the source of this 3415-nucleotide messenger RNA. RefSeq names its product sphere organelles protein-like protein. The record is from RefSeq and is a predicted model, not a curated record. NCBI's taxonomy places the organism in Eukaryota, Viridiplantae, Streptophyta, Magnoliopsida, Asterales, Asteraceae. Gene Ontology annotation, molecular function: U1 snRNA binding; U2 snRNA binding. Gene Ontology annotation, cellular component: Cajal body. Gene Ontology annotation, biological process: spliceosomal snRNP assembly.
UCUCUCUCUCUCUCUCUCACUCUCUCUCUCAAAUCAAGAUUCGUUCAACUAGUUCCUAGAUAACUAAGUGGGUCUUGUAUAUUCUUCCCGAAAAAGUUGUUUAUGUCGCUGGAAAUGUUGUUAAGAAAUAAGAUCUAGAUGAUUUUGAAGCUGAGGUACUCCAUAUCCCCACAUCCUUCCCCAAAUUGCAUCAAUCGAAGUACCAGUCAUACAAUGUUCUUCGAGAUGCGAGUUUCUUUAUGAUUCCUUCAAAAAUAGUGACGAACAUACUCUUUUUUAUACAAAAUGUUGUUAACAGAUCUGAAUAGAGAUAUCUUGUUAAUCGAAAUAUGUGUAGUGAUUUCCAGGGAACCGGUUUCAGGCUACAAGUUAAAGGAAAUCACUUGAAGUGGUAUAUUUGUAGGUAAUGAAGAGAAUGGUGUAGAUGAAACCGAUGCUGCCACUAACACCCCAUCUAAAACACCACACGACAGAACCCACAACCAAUCUCGUCUCCCGCCGGAAUGCAUAACGACCUCACCAUCGCUUGUUUAAUCCGCGUCUUUGGUAUCGUCUCCUCUCAUGCCCGGACUGCAAAAACCUCGAAAUCGAUGAAGAAUAGGUUUACGUUAUGGAAUGAGACAAAGAUUGGAGCCCUACUCUCACCUUAAUCAAAGUUGUUGGGGUUGAUUAUGGAUUUUAGGGUUUUUAGGAGGGAUGGUUGGAGAAGACGAAGAGGGUGAGAAAGAGAGAACGUAGGGUGGGGUGACUAGGGGAAUAAUACUUUUAUUUUUAUUUUUUAAUUAAUAAAUUAUUAAAAGAAAUAUAAAAUUAUUCAAAAAUAAAAAUAAAAAGGGCAAAACAGUCUUUUCAAGUUCUCCAAGGACCAAAAAUCUAGAAAAACCUUAAUUUUGGACCUUUCAUGCAAGUUGAAAACUUUUUGACCCUAUCCAAAGUUUUUUAAAUACCAUGGGACCAAAUUUGCAGUUUUGUCUAAGAAAAUUUUGAACAUGUACCCUUAGACACUUAUAUAUUGUUAUUGUGGUUAUACACAUAUAAUUACUGAUACUAUAAUAUUUGGGGGUGAAUUUUAAAUUCUCUGCCUGUAAAUUAUUUUGAGACAAUUUGUCAAAUGAACUACUAGUCAUAGUCUACUCUAGUACCAUAAGUGAUAAGUGAUAUUCGGAUACGGUGUCGUCUUGAUAUGUAGAGGAGGUCUUGAGGGAUAUAGAAGGCAUCAUCACUGCACUACUGCCUACCACUCUGAUACAGAGGUUUAUGAUGGUGGGGUUUUAGAGCGGUGGCGAACGGCGGUCCUCUCUCUUUUUUCUCACUUGGCCUAUUAUCAUCUUACACGCUCUACCGGUGCACAAAGUGUUGUUACAAAUGGAGACGCAGUCAUUAAGGCUUCGUUUGGUGUUCGAAGAUCGUUCGGUUCUUAGCGAAACACAGCGCUCCUAUGGUAUGAACCAGAGCUGGCUUCUAAUUGAGCCACAACAACAUCCGAAAAUCUCCGACGUCUGUAAUCAUCUUCUUCACAUUUUCAACCUUCGUCGCUCGUGCCCUAAUGGCAUCCUCCUCUAUAUGGAAGACUUUGUAUUGCCCCCAUCUGAGUCAACUCGAAUCUUGAAGGACAAGGAAAUAAUUUGUGUGAAAAGAAAAGAAAUGGCUUUGGCUGAAGCAAUAGAGGGGGCAAAUGCUGGUAAUUUACUUGACUAUCCAGAAGUCAACAGGAAGCAACCUGUAAAUAAUGGCAUGUUACUUCUAGCAAAUGAAGAGUUUGAUAAGGAAACUGGAGGAUACCAAAGUGAAUCUGAGGAUGCUGAAGAUGAAAAGUUGGAAGAUGAACCUUCACCUAUACAAACAGCUUCCAAGAAAAGAAAAGCCUCUAAAACAUCUAGGAGCUCAUCAAAGAAGAAGAAACACCGAUCAAUGAUGGAUGGAGUUGAAGAUGAAGUUGUGACAGAGGACAACAACAUUAAUAAUGACAAAUUUUGUCCCAUGAAAAUCAUUAAACCAAGCAAGGAGAAGGGGAGUGUUGAAACAAUCCUUGUAGAGGUUAAAUCUCCUCCCAAGGUGAAGAGGAAGAAGAAACACAGGGUGGCAAGUGGUGAUGAAGGUGAAGUUAGAGAUGAAAUUUGCAACAUUGAUGAUGAUAAAAUCAUUACCAAGAAGAAGAUUAAACCAAAUGAGGAACUAAAGAAGGAAGAUGAUGAAAUAAGUGACGAAAAGGUUAAAUCUUCUCGAAGGACAAAGAGGAGUGAAGAACAUCAAGAAGACAAUGUCCAAGGAAUUGAACAAGCCUCUACUUCACCCGAUGAGGCUAAAAAGGGCCCUAGUAGAAGUGCUAGAAGGAAAAAGGCUAAGAGACAAUGGAAGCGAGAACUUAAUAAAAUUUCACAAAAGCCUGAUACUGAUACCCAUCUAGAAGGGACAAAUGACCACCCGAAGGGGCAUGAAAAGAAUUUGAUAGAAGAAGAAAAAAGAAAAUGUAAUGGGAAUACAGAUGCUCAACUUGUUGCUUGUGUAGUCAAGCCAGGUCAUAUUCGCUUUGAACCUCUUGAUGAAGAUGAAGAUGGAAGAGAGAUUGAAGUAGCAGAUGUAGCUUUUGAAUGGAAUGGAAUCACGAGCAAGAAAAAGGGUCAAAAAUGGGGAUUAGAAAAGUAUUCAGCUUCUAGAAAGAUCGAGUCCCAAACAUCAAGCAAAGAAGAAUCCUCUCCAAUUUUGAAUGUAGACACAGUGGUUGACCUCAAUGACUUUGAGAAUCUCCCUCUAUGCACCUCACCUAAGGAAGGUGAUGUGAUUGCAUACAGACUUGUGGAAUUAUCAUCUUCUUGGACUCCUGAGCUCUCUUCCUACAGAGUUGGAAAAGUAUCACAUUUUGAUUCCAAUAACAUAGUUCUGAAUCCGGUGGCAGAGUAUCCUAUUCUUUUUGAUAAGAUGGAUGAAGAGGGCCCAGAUAAUUACUCUCUUUAUAAAGAAGAUGGAAGUUUAGAAAUCGAUUUUACAGGUCUUGUUGAUGUGCGUAGUGUGAAGCAAAUGCAAAGUAAUGGAGUUGGUCAAAGUCAAACUGUAACUCAGGGUGAUGGAGUAAAUUUGAUCUCUAAGGACCCAAGUCCAGUUUGUGAAGUAAAAAGAAAGAAAGAAGGGAAUAAUGAUAAGACAUGGAGUGAGGUGAUGGAGGCAUUAAACAAAAAGAAAUCAGAAUUAGUAAUGGAAGCAAAUGAAGAGAUGAAGAAGAAGAAGGAUUCUGAAUGGAAUCGAUGGUCAUAUAGAGCCUUAAGAGGAAGUGCACUUGGUCCAACAAUGGCUUUAUUAAGAUCAAACAAUAACAUAUAAAAAUCAUCCCAACCUUUUUUUUUUCUUCUUUAAAUACUGUUUUUUUUUUGUGAUACAAGGAAAUUGGACUUAAAUUGGUGUGUAUGUUUUCAGGAUU